AUGCUUCACGUCAUCUGUCAAGGCACUCCCUUUGAAAUCGGCUACCAACAUGGCUCUACUGCCAAAGUCGUAAUAGCCAGAAGUAUUGCCUUCGCCGUCGAUCUGAUUCGAGGGAAAACGAAGAAGACGGACGAAGAGCUUAAACAGGUGCUCACGGAACUAGGGCGCGUGAUCGAGGAAAGAUGGCCCAGAUACUACGAGGAAAUUCGCGGUAUUGCAAAGGGCGCUGAACGUGAUGUCUCCGAGAUUGUCAUGCUCAAUACCCGCACGGAAUUUGCAUACGGCCUCAAGGCAGCCCGUGAUGGCUGCACCACUGCCUAUUGCCAACUUCCAAAUGGAUCCCUCCAGGGCCAAAACUGGGAUUUCUUUUCCGCCACCAAAGAGAACCUGAUCCGGUUGACGAUUCGUCAGGCUGGAUUUCCCACGAUCAAAUUCGUAACUGAGGCUGGAAUCAUCGGCAAGGUUGGAUUUAACAGUGCAGGGGUUGCCGUCAACUACAACGCCCUUCACCUUCAGGGUCUUCGACCCACGGGAGUUCCUUCGCAUAUUGCCCUCCGCAUAGCGCUCGAAAGCACUUCUCCUUCCCAGGCCUAUGACCGGAUCAUUGAGCAAGGCGGAAUGGCUGCCAGCGCUUUUAUCAUGGUGGGCAAUGGGCACGAAGCAUUCGGUCUGGAAUUCUCCCCAACCAGCAUCCGAAAGCAGGUGCUCGACGUGAAUGGUAGGAUGGUGCAUACCAACCACUGCUUGCUUCACCACGGCGAAAAUGCGAAAGAGCUCGAUCCCUUACCGGACUCGUGGAAUCGUCACCAGCGUAUGGAGCACCUCCUUGACGGGUUCGACGGUACCAAACAGGCAUUUGCAAAGCUCUGGGAGGACGAAGACAAUUAUCCCUUUAGCAUCUGCCGCGCUUACGAGGAAGGCAAGAGCAGAGGCGCAACUCUGUUCAAUAUCAUCUACGACCAUGCCCAUAGAGAGGCGACGGUGCGGCUUGGACGGCCGAACAACCCUGAUGAAAUGUUUGUAAUGCGGUUUGAUGGGGAGGACGAGAGAUCUGCGCUCAAAGCCCAGCUUUGA
Messenger RNA from Penicillium griseofulvum, 1074 nucleotides. Its product is annotated as Peptidase C45, acyl-coenzyme A:6-aminopenicillanic acid acyl-transferase. The record is from RefSeq and is a predicted model, not a curated record. The transcript has 4 exons. Bases 1 to 1074 code for a protein of 357 amino acids. Lineage: Eukaryota; Fungi; Ascomycota; Eurotiomycetes; Eurotiales; Aspergillaceae.